AUGCCAUUUGCUACUGACGAAGUUGCACCAGUUGAAGGUCAACAACUUCCAAGUGCAAUUCCAGGGCCAAUUGAUCACAAUCAUCCUCUGUUCAUUCAUCCAUCGGAUACUCAAUGUUCUGUUCUAAUUUCGAUUCAGUUACUAGGUUCUGAAAACUAUUCGUUAUGGAGUAAAUCCUUGAAACUUGUGUUUCUUGGAAAAAACAAGUUAGGAUUUCUACUAGGAACAUGUAAAAAGGAAAUGUAUUCUGAGUCUUUACUUGUUGUAUGGGAUAGGUGUAAUGCUAUUGUUCUAGGCUGGAUCAUGAAUAUUGUAUCUAAGAGUUUAAUUAGCACGGUGAUCUAUGGAUCUGAUGCUAAUACAGUAUGGGAAGAUCUUCGUGAGAGAUUUGACAAGGUCAAUGCUUCUAGGGCCUUUUAUCUUCAUAAAGAAAUAGUUACAUUCUCUCAAGGAACCACUUCUGUGUCCACCUAUUUUUCUAGGUUAAGAGAACUUUGGGAUGAAGUGGAAACACUUAUCCCUCAUCCUUCCUGUGCUUGUCCUGAAUCUAAACAAUACACAGAACACUUUCAAUUUCAAAAAUUAUGGCAGUUUCUGAUGGGUCUUAAUGAGUCUUAUGCACAUGCUAGAAGUCAAGUUCUGAUGCAGAUUCCUGUUCCAAAUGUUAAUCAAGCUUAUGCUAUGAUAAUUAAUGUUGAGAGUCAAAGAAUGCAUGGUGCGAGCAAUGGUUCUUCCUAUACAGAAGUUCUGUUAGAAACAACAUUUAUGAGUAACAGAAUGACUCUUGGUUCUCAAUCUGGGAAUAAUGGAUAUUACAAUAACAGUGGUACAUCUUCAGGGUCAGGGGGAGGUCCUUCUACAUUUUCGAAUGGUGGGAACAAUGGCGGAUAUAGAAAUAGGAACUAUAGUGAUGGAAGGAAUAAUUACUCUACUGGAAGACCACAACUCUACUGUGAGUUUUGUCACUAUAAAGGACACACUAAAGAAACAUGUUACAAGCUUCAUGGUUACCCUAAGAAAAAGGGAGGAACACCUUCUCAUGCAAACAAUGCUUCUGCUAGCAGUGACUCAGGGGUGUUUGACUCUUCUGUAAGUUCAAAUGCUAGAGGAUAUGAUUCUUCCACUAAUUCUACCUCAGCAGGUGCACAGAGCACACAGGGAAUGUCAAUGUUCACACAUGAACAAUAUAAUCAGAUUUUGCAGAUGCUCAGAAAAGGCAAGGGCAAAGAGAUGGACACAAUGGCUAACGUGGCUACUGCAGGUACAUCAGGUAUUAUCACAGCUCUCAUGACUGAUAUGACUCAUGCUAAUUGGAUCAUAGAUACUGGUGCUUCUAACCAUAUGGUUCACAAUUUUAGUUUAAUGAGUCGGUCCAAGAAUCUUGAUGUUAAGGGUAAUAUGAAAGUAAAUUUGCCCACUGGUGAUCAGGUUUCUAUUAGUCAUGUUGGUGAAUCAUUGGUUUUGAAAGACAAAAUGGUGAAAGAUGUGUUAUUUAUUCCUGAGUUCAAGUAUAAUCUUCUAUCUGUCUCACAACUAACAAAACAAUUGGGCUGUGCUGUUGUGUUUUUUCCUGACUUCUGCAUCUUUCAGGAUCUCUUCAAUGGGAGGGUCCUGGGGAUUGGUAAAGAGAAUCAAGGACUUUAUAUACUCAAUACUGAUAUCACAACAAAUCUUCCACAUGGUCAAGACUCUUCUGAAGGCUGUGCAACUGAAGCUUCAUGUACAAGAGCUAGUCCUAUUAUUUUUACUUCUACUUCAAGACUGCCUUUUCCUACCAGUAUAUCCAGUUCUGCUUCAGUUUUCGAUAUUGUGCAUGGUGAUGUCUGGGGGCCUUAUAGAGUUCCUAAUUAUGCUGGCAAGAUAUAUUUUUUAACACUAGUGGAUGAUAUGUCUAGGUAUACUUGGUUUGGUCUAGGUGUAAAGUGUAUAAGAACAGAUAAUGGGACAGAGUUUUUCAAUUCUCAAGUGAAUGAUCUAUUCAAGACAAAUGGCAUUUUGCAUCAGAGUUCAUGUGUUUACACUCCUCAACAAAAUGGAGUGGUUGAGAGGAAACAUAGAUCCAUUCUUAACAUGGCUAGAGCACUAAGGUUUCAAGCUUGUGUCUAA
This is a messenger RNA of Solanum tuberosum (potato), 2106 nucleotides long. RefSeq lists its product as uncharacterized. Gene Ontology annotation, molecular function: nucleic acid binding. Bases 1 to 2106 code for a protein of 701 amino acids. The record is from RefSeq and is a predicted model, not a curated record. The transcript has 3 exons. Gene Ontology annotation, biological process: DNA integration. NCBI's taxonomy places the organism in Eukaryota, Viridiplantae, Streptophyta, Magnoliopsida, Solanales, Solanaceae.